Protobothrops mucrosquamatus (brown spotted pit viper) is the source of this 3544-nucleotide messenger RNA. RefSeq names its product prolyl 3-hydroxylase 3. The transcript has 17 exons. The record is from RefSeq and is a predicted model, not a curated record. NCBI's taxonomy places the organism in Eukaryota, Metazoa, Chordata, Lepidosauria, Squamata, Viperidae. Gene Ontology annotation, molecular function: protein binding; G protein-coupled receptor activity; iron ion binding. Bases 1 to 2898 code for a protein of 965 amino acids. Gene Ontology annotation, biological process: G protein-coupled receptor signaling pathway. Gene Ontology annotation, cellular component: membrane.
AUGAAUCGUGGAAGCGACAGCAGCUCCAUGGAGGAACUAUCCAAAGCUACCCUGCACAUUAACUCACUUUGGUGGCUGGCCUGUGGGCUUCUUGCGUUGUUAGCCAACUCCUGGAUAAUCUUGAGCAUCACAGCAAAGCAACAGAAGCACAAGCCCCUGGAGCUCCUGCUCUGCUUCCUGGCAGGGACACACAUUCUCAUGGCUGCUGUGCCACUUACAACUUAUGCCGUGGUGCAGCUGCGACGUGAAUCUUCUGACUAUGACUGGAACGAAAGCAUUUGUAAAGUCUUUGUGUCUACCUAUUAUACAUUGGCCUUGGCCACAUGCUUCACCGUGGCCUCUUUAUCUUAUCACCGUAUGUGGAUGGUAAGAUGGCCAGUGAACUACCGGCUGAGCAAUGCCAAGAAGCAGGCCCUGCAUGCUGUGAUGGGCAUCUGGAUGGUCUCCUUCAUCCUUUCUACCUUGCCAUCCAUUGGCUGGCAUAACAAUGGAGAGCGUUACUAUGCCAGUGGCUGCCAGUUUAUUGUCAGUAAGAUUGGCCUAGGCUUUGGUGUGUGCUUCAGCUUGCUUCUUCUUGGAGGCAUAGUCAUGGGCUUGGUGUGUGUGGGUAUUACUUUCUACCAGACCUUAUGGGCGCACCAAAGGCAUCAUAGAUGCCAUCACGAAAGAACAGAAGAUACUUCUUGUCCUUCUUCAGUUCAUAACACUUUCAAUGUGCCAGCCAUCGUAGUAGAGGAUGUCAGAGGCAAAAGAAGAUCGUCACUGGAUGGAUCUGAAUCUGCUAAGACUUCCAUGCAGAUGACCAAUCUCAUCAGCGCAAUUGUGGUCAGCUUCUUCAGCCUACGCUAUGACACUGCUCCCACCUGGAUGGUGCUGGCAGUGCUCUGGUGCUCCAUGGUGCAGACACUGCUACUCCCAUCAUUCAUCUGGUCCUGUGAACGUUACCGGGCAGAUGUCCGGACAGUCUGGGAACAAUGUGUAGCAAUAAUGUCAGAAGAUGAUGGGGAAGAUGAUGGCGCUGGUGAUGAUUAUGGAGAUGGGAGGAUCUGCAAGGUGAGAUUCAAUGCCAAUGGUGCUACAGCCAUGAAGCAGGAUCCUAGGGAUGCUAAGCUGCUGCCGGUGCACCAUAUGCUGUUGCCCCAUGACAGGGUACAUUAUUUGCAGUUAAAAAAACUGGAUGAAGCUGUCUCUUCGGCUCAUACAUUCUUCGUAGCCAAUCCACAGCACCUACAAAUGCGUGAGGAUAUGGAGAAAUACCAGCGCAUGGCAGGGGUAAAAUCCGAAAGCUUUCGGGAUCUGGAGGCUCAACCACAUUGGGCAGCUUAUGAAGCUGGGAUGCAUCAUUACAGUAUGGAUGACUACCAGCAGGCAGCAGCCAAACUGGAAGAAUCGCUCAGAGAGGGGUUGCUGGCAUUGGAGAAUUGCAGAGCUCUUUGUGAAGGGCCCCGAGAAGAUGAGGACAACAAGGAAGAGACACAACUAGGCCUCUAUGAAAGCAUUGCAGCUCAUUAUGUCCAGGUCUUGAAAUGCAGGCAACAGUGUGUCCUUGAUAUUGCCACCAAGCCAGGCAGGGUGUCUUCCACAGAAGAUUUCAUCCCAUCUCAUUUUGAUUUAUUGCAAUUUGCCUAUGACAGAGUUGGAAAUCGGACUGUUGCUGCUGAAUGUGCAGCUACCUUCCUACUAUUCUACCCAUCAGAUGAAAAAAUGCUGGAGAGAUUGAAAGUGUACCAAGCAGACCUGGGGAAAGAAAUAGCUAUUCCAGCCAGAGAGAAUAUCCGCCAUUAUGUGCAAAGAUCCCGUAUGGAAAAGAAACUGAUCUAUUAUGCAGUACAACACUUCGAUGAAACUUUUAAGGAUCCAGAUUUAUGGACUCCUGAGGAACUGAUCCCUGAAAGCAUGAAGGAGAAACACAAAGAAGAUCAAGAGAAACGAAGCUUGAAGGCCUCACAUAUGCAACAAUGGGAUCAAAAUGAGUCACUGCCUUUUGAGGACAUCACCAUCACCAUGGAUUCCCACCAACUCAAUGGUUCCCAAAGGGUUGUCUUUGACAGAGUCCUGACUGAAUCAGAAUGCAAAGACAUCCUUCGUCUGUCCAAGGCAGCUGGAGGAACAGGAGAUGGCUAUCGUGGCAGACGUUCCCCUCAUACUCCUCAUGAGCGAUUUGAAGGCUUAACAGUGACAAAAGCUUUGCAGCUGGCUGAGGAGAGUAGUAUGAACUGGAAAGAUAUUAAACUUCUCCUGCAAGCCAGUGAGAAAUCCCAGAAAAUUGUGGAAUCCUAUUUUACCCCUGGGAAAAAUCUCUAUUUUUCUUUCACACACCUUGUGUGUCGCACAGCUGCAGACGGAGAACAGGAAAGUCGCAUGGAUCUCAGCCAUCCAGUCCAUGCUGAUAAUUGCCUCUUGGACCCGGAAGGAAACACUUGCUGGAGAGAACCCCCUGCCUACAUACACAGAGACUAUAGUGCAAUCCUUUACCUGAAUGAAGACUUCCAAGGGGGGAAUCUCUUCUUCACUGAGAUGGAUGCUGUAACCGUUACAGCUCAAGUGCGCCCUAAAUGCGGGAGGCUGGUGGCCUUCAGCUCUGGUGAAGAGAAUCCUCAUGGUGUGUGGGCCGUGACCCGUGGGAGGCGCUGUGCUAUCGCCCUCUGGUAUACCCUUUCUCCAGAGCACGCGGAGCAGGAAUGGAGCCAAGCAGAAAAGCUGAUGAGACAGAAAGAGGCAGAACAGGAACAGUCAUAUAAAGAAGACACAGAAGACAACAAUUCUGCACCUGACAGUCUGGAUUCACCAGAGCCUCCUGCUCCAAAGGGAAGACCUAGAUCCACAAGCCGAAAGAUUAAAUUGGACUCUAAGUCUGGGGUGAAGUCCAGGAGGCUGAGAGUCAGAGAUGAAUUCUGAUCACAUUCAGUGCAACCUGGUCCUUUGCAGCUGCUCUGAGUGACUUGUACAAGCAAGGCAGCCUGAGAACUUUUGCAACUCCUGAGUUAAAGAAGUCUACAUUGCUUCUUUAUGACACACAAAGUAUGGAUCAGAGAGUGAUACUCCUGGACUUCAUCUACUACUGAAACCCAAAUAUCGUGGUGUCCCAGUAAAGAUGCCAAGCUUGUAAACUAAUGUAAUAUUAAUUUAUGGCUAAAACAGACUGAGACACAAAUCUUCUGUUCAGGUCAGCCAUAUUCACAGAGUCCAUCAGUUCCUCUCCUUCAGAGGCUUCCAUCUACAGUAUAGACACAGUUAAUACAGAUCUAUCUACGUUACAGGGCUCUUCUGAGGGGAACAGGGAUAAUAUAACAUGUACUUGGAUUACUUUUAAAGUGCUAUAUUAAUUUUAAAUAUCUUCCUUCGAGCUUUCACGAUUGAAGGAAUCAAAAUUGGGGGAAAAUAAUAUUCAUUUGUGUGAGCUUUGGGAUUGGAUGCGUGAAAACAGACAAGCCAUACUAGACAUCUGGAAUGCAAAAAGGGAAAUGUACAGUUAAAGAAUCUAGGGUGAUCAGAAUUCUUAUCCAAAAAAGCACAGAAAAACAUGUGAAAUGUUAAGAAGCAG